This is a messenger RNA of Propithecus coquereli (Coquerel's sifaka), 636 nucleotides long. Its product is annotated as chromosome unknown open reading frame, human C1orf54. Lineage: Eukaryota; Metazoa; Chordata; Mammalia; Primates; Indriidae. The transcript is spliced from 7 exons. The coding region runs from base 146 to 544 and encodes 132 amino acids. The record is from RefSeq and is a predicted model, not a curated record.
GACAGGCAGAAGAAAGGGACUAUUUUCAGUUUAGAAAAAUGCUCUCCCCUUCCUCAGAACAUUUCCACUGUGAUCAAAGAGACCAUGAAUAAGCCUCAGACAGAAGGGCAACUCUGGAUGGUGAUGCAAUAGUACAGAAUCCAGAAUGGAUGUCCUCUUUGUAGCUAUCCUUGCUGUGCCACUUAUCCUGGGACAAGAAUAUGAGGAUGAAGAAAUCCUGGAAGAGGAUGAUUAUUAUCAAGUGGUCUAUUAUUACACAGUCACCCCCAGUUAUGAUGAUUUUGGUGCAAAUUUCACCAUUGAUUACUCCAUGUUUGAGUUAGAGGACAGGCUGAACAGGUUGGAUCAGAAGGUAACAGAAGCAGUAGAGACUACCACUAGUCUUGAAACAGAAGGUGCAGACCAUCAGAAACCUGUAACCAUGAAACCAGUAACAAUGGAACCACAGAGUCCAGAUCUGAAUGAUGCUGUGUCCGGUCUGCAGAGUCCUGUAUCCCUCCUUCUGUGGUGGGCCCUAGUUCAAGGAGGGAUGUAUUUCAUGUAAAAGGUGGGAAAGACUGCUAUGACUUUUUGGAUGGGGAUUUGGCAAGAGGAAAUUGGAAGAUAAAAUAAAUAAUAAGUGAAAUAAUCUGGUUA